This is a messenger RNA of Torulaspora delbrueckii, 468 nucleotides long. RefSeq names its product Fis1p (gene FIS1). Gene Ontology annotation, biological process: peroxisome fission; mitochondrial fission; autophagy of mitochondrion. Gene Ontology annotation, cellular component: peroxisomal membrane; mitochondrial outer membrane. The coding region runs from base 1 to 468 and encodes 155 amino acids. NCBI's taxonomy places the organism in Eukaryota, Fungi, Ascomycota, Saccharomycetes, Saccharomycetales, Saccharomycetaceae. The transcript has a single exon. The record is from RefSeq and is a predicted model, not a curated record. Gene Ontology annotation, molecular function: protein binding.
AUGACCAAGAUUAACUUUCUCCCUACGUUGCAAGAUGCCUUUGAACCUUUAUUGCCCCAACAAGUUGAGAUUCUUCGCCAGCAGGUGCUGAGUGAAGGUGGCGAUUCCGCAUCGAUCCAAUCACGAUUCAACUAUGCCUGGGGACUGAUCAAGUCAGAAGAUGUCAGCGAUCAACGCCUGGGAGUCAAGCUCUUGACUGAUAUUUACAAGGAAUCGUCAGCCAGGAGGCGGGAGUGUCUGUACUACCUGGGGAUCGGAUGCUACAAGUUGGGGGAGUACUCCAUGGCCAAGAGAUAUGUCGAUACGCUCUAUGAACACGAACCCAACAACAAGCAAGCACAGGCCUUGAAAAGUAUGGUCGAGGAUAAGGUACAACGUGAGACUGUGAGAGGAUUAGCCAUGGCUACUGGUGUGAUCGCUGGUGCAGCCACCAUUGCAGCAAUAUUCUUCAGAGGCAGGAGAAAGUAA